AGCGAUAACUUAUAUCACAAAUAACAAGUCAAAUAUAAACUGAGGAGGAUACUUACCUAUUUUCUCAAUGAAAAAUGUUUAAAAAUCCACCAGCCCCAGGUACUCUGAUAUGGGGUUGGUGGAUUUUGAUAAUAUUUCUAUAUUAUGUAAAAUUUAUAUUAUUUAAUUGUUACAUAGCAUAGAUAUAUUUAUCAUUAAUGUUAUAUAUAAAAUGUUAUUUGUCUGUACAGUGUCAUCAGAUUAAUUCAACAGUACCUGAAAGAGUCCAACUUAACAAAGACCUUACAAACUUUACAAGAGGAAACGGGCGUCACACUGAACACGGUGGACAGCGUCGACGGGUUCUGUGCGGACAUAAACAACGGGCACUGGGACACGGUCCUGAAGGCGACGGCUUCGUUGAAACUGCCCGACAAGAAGCUGAUGGAUCUGUACGAGCAGGUGGUCCUCGAGCUGAUCGAGUUGCGCGAGCUCGGAGCCGCGCGCUCGCUCUUGCGCCAGACUCAUCCCUGUUUGCUCAUGAAACAGCAGGAACCGGAUCGGUACAUUCACCUCGAGAACCUGGUGGCGCGGUCGUACUUCGACCCCCGCGAGGCGUACGGCAGCGGCGUGGGCGGCGCGGGGGGCGCGGGCGGCGGCGGCAAGGAGCGGCGGCGCGCGGCCGUGGCGGCGGCGCUGGCGGGCGAGGUGUCGGUGGUGCCCAGCUCGCGCCUGCUGGCGCUGCUGGGGCAGGCGCUCAAGUGGCAGCAGCACCAGGGCCUGCUGCCCCCAGGUACGACGAUCGAUUUGUUCCGUGGUAAGGCCGCUAUCAGAGACGAGGAGGAGGAUCAGUGCCCGACGCAACUCUCCAAGAUGAUCAAGUUCGGACAGAAGUCUCACGUGGAGUGCGCCAGGUUCUCCCCCGACGGGCAGUACCUGGUGACUGGCUCGGUGGACGGGCUGGUGGAGGUGUGGAACUUCACGACGGGCAAGAUCCGCAAGGACCUGCGCUACCAGGCGCACGACGAGUACAUGACCAUGCAGGAGGCCGUGCUCAGCCUCGCCUUCGCGCGCGACUCCGACACGCUCGCCGCCGGCUCCAACGACGGGAAAGUCAAGGUGUGGAAGGUGUCCAGCGGGCAGGUGCAGCGGCGGCUCGACCGCGCCCACUCCAAGGGCGUCACGUGCCUGCAGUUCACCAGGGACAGCUCGCAGCUGCUGUCCGCCUCCUUCGACCGCACCGUCAGGAUCCACGGGCUGAAGUCUGGCAAGAUCCUGAAGGAGUUCCGCGGCCACGCGUCGUUCGUGAACGAGGCCGUGUUCACGCCCGACGCGCACCACGUGCUGUCCGGCUCCUCCGACGGCACGGUCAAGGUGUGGUCGCUGCGCACGGGCGAGUGUGUGGCGACGCACGCGCCGCUGGGGGGGGGCGAGCCCGCCGUCAACUCGCUGCUGCUGACGCCCAACAACCCCGACCACUUCGUCGUGUGCAACAGGACCAACACCGUCGUCGUCAUGAACAUGCAGGGCCAGAUAGUGCGGUCGUUCUCGAGCGGGCGGCGCGAGCAGGAGGGGGGCGCGCUCGUGGCGGCGGCGCUCAGCGCGCGCGGGCGUCUGCUCUACUGCGCCGCCGAGGACCUCGUGCUGUACGCCUUCUGCACCACCACCGGCAAGCUGGAGCGCACCAUCACGAUCCACGAGAAAGCGGUGAUAGGUCUGACGCACCAUCCGCACCAGAACCUGCUGGCCACCUACAGCGAGGACGGCCUGCUCAAGCUGUGGCGCCCGUGAAGCGCCGCCGCCGCCCCCGCCCCCGCCCCCGCGGCUACAACGAUGACCUUAGUGUUCAUUAUGAAUCUGCGAUGGAUUUUUUGUUUAAUUGUCGACAUAAUGUCGCUUUUAUAUCUCGAUAGAUUGUCUAAUUUUUGUAUUGUGAAAUCCGUAAUGUGACGCCGGUCCGGGCGACCGCAUCUGUUUAGUGCGUGUAUCGAUUCUCAGUGAACGAUGUUUUCGGUGAACUAUUUUGAUACGAAAAGUUUGGAACGAUAGACCUACAUUAUAGUAGGUGAAUUCAGUGGCCGUUAAGUCUACCAACAUACUGGAACGACGACGUCGUUUCAUAUCUUAAGUGUACUAAAUAAGCAUUUUGUAAUAAAUAUAUUUUAUGACC
Messenger RNA from Diatraea saccharalis (sugarcane borer), 2149 nucleotides. NCBI's taxonomy places the organism in Eukaryota, Metazoa, Arthropoda, Insecta, Lepidoptera, Crambidae. The record is from the annotation of a GenBank genome assembly.